Messenger RNA from Cavia porcellus (domestic guinea pig), 2936 nucleotides. Its product is annotated as zinc finger protein 709-like. The transcript has 5 exons. The record is from RefSeq and is a predicted model, not a curated record. Gene Ontology annotation, biological process: regulation of transcription by RNA polymerase II. NCBI's taxonomy places the organism in Eukaryota, Metazoa, Chordata, Mammalia, Rodentia, Caviidae. Bases 230 to 1873 code for a protein of 547 amino acids. Gene Ontology annotation, molecular function: DNA-binding transcription factor activity, RNA polymerase II-specific; RNA polymerase II cis-regulatory region sequence-specific DNA binding.
UCCUGUGUCAUGGUGCCAAAGGGUACGGCUAGAGUUCUUUUCUGAAAGCCCGUACCUGACUGGACUACGCUUUCCUGUGACUUCUACUGGCUGCAGCCUGCGUUGGAAGGAUUCUAGGAGCCUCUACGCACACGAUGUAGGGAGGUGGCUACAGUCCUUGUUGGGCAGAAAGUUUGCUUGGUCUAACACUGAGUCACUGACCUUGGAGGAUGUUACCGUGAACUUCACCAUGGAGGAGUGGGCUCUGCUAAAUCCAUCCCAAAAGAUGCUCUAUAGAGAUGUGAUGCAGGAAACGUUUAUCAAUAUUACUGCUAUAGGAAUGGCCUGGAACAACCAGCAAACUGAAGAAGAAUACAAAAAUUGCUCAAGAAAUCUAAGAAAUGAAGAAGUAGCACAAUGCUAUCUAUGUGAAGCUUGGAAUCAACAUGAGAAAAUAUUCCCUCAGACUCCAAAUGCCAGUGUGCACAUGCAGCAACCUGCAUUAAAGCCAACUGAAAGCCUUGUUCAUAGAGGGCCCCUGAUUGAGGAUUUGUCGAUAAAUGUGCCCAUUUUACCUCCCACUGGAGAGAGGCCACAUGAGAAUGUGAGAUUUGGUGACAAGCUGAAUAAAUGUAAUGAAUAUGGAAAACCCUGCAGUGAUUUCCAGUGCUUUCAGGAGCAUGCAAGAACAAAGACUGGAGAGAAACUCUAUCAGUAUGACCAAUGUGGGAAAUCCUACUCUGAACUUAGUGAAAGAACUCAUCCUAGAGAGACCAUUGCAAGUCAGAAAAUUGUGAAAUCCUCCAGCACUCCCAGUGGUGUUAAACUCCAUGAAAGAAUUCACACUGGGAAGAAGACAUAUGUAUGCAAACAAUGUGGGAAAACCUCCAGUACUGAAAGUUGUUGUAAAACUCAUGAAAGUUUCCAUAAGGAAGAGAAACCUUAUGUUUGUAAGCAGUGUGGAAAAGAAUUUGCUGAUAAGUCUGUAUUUCAUAGACAUAGACAAACCCACACUGGUGAGAAACGCUAUGUAUGUAAGCAGUGUGGCAAAGCAUUCAGCAGAUGCAGUAACUGUAAAAUACAUGAAAGAAGUCACAGUGGGGAGAAACCCUAUGCAUGUAAGCAGUGUGGAAAAGCAUUUAACAUUUACAGGACCUGUCAGCGUCAUGAAAGAAAUCACAGUGCAGAGAAAACCUUUAAAUGUAAGCAAUGUGGGAAAGCAUUUAGCACUCACAGUUACUGCCAAAUACAUGAAAGAAUUCACACUGGGGAAAAGCCCUAUGCAUGUAAGCAGUGUGGGAAAGCAUUCAGCAGACAGAGUAACUGUAAGCUACAUGAAAGAAUUCACACUGGGGAGAAACCCUAUGCAUGUAAGCAAUGUGGGAAAGCAUUCAGGAUAUACAGUGGUUAUCGACUCCAUGAAAGAAUUCACACUGGGGAGAAACCCUAUAUAUGUAAGCACUGUGGGAAAUCAUUCAGCCAAUACACUCGCUGUCAAAGCCAUGAAAGCACUCAUACUGGGGAGAAACCUUAUGUAUGUAAACAAUGUGGGAAAUCAUUCACUACACACCGUUACUGUCAAAUACAUGAAAGAAAUCACAGUGGGGAGAAACCUUAUGUGUGCCUGCAAUGUGGAAAAGCAUUCACUGCAAAGAGUUAUUAUAACAUACAUGAAAAAAUGCACACAGGGGAAAAAUCUUAUAUGUGUAAGCAAUGUGGGAAGGCAUUUACUACACAUAAAUAUUGUCAAAAACAUGAAAAAACUCACACUGCAGAAAAGCCUUACGUGUGCAAGCAAUGUGGGAGGGCAUUCACUAUGCUCCAGUAUUGUCAAAGACAUGAAAAAACUCACAGAGGCACGAACCCCUAUGCACUUAAGCCAUGUGGAAAAUAAUUUUCUAGUGGAUCCUCAUUUUAUAUACAUAGAUCUUGCACUGAAGAGGAGCUCUAUGUGUAUAAACAAUGUUGAGAAAGCAUUCAGUGUGCCAAACUUUUAUCAAAUAUAAGAAAGUCUAUAUAUAUAUUUUGAAAAUUCCGCAUAAAGACCUGUACAAAUUAAAAUUUUAAUGUCAACAUUUUUUCUAAACUUUUUUUUAGAAACUAUACUUCUAGUUGGAAAUAUCCUACAAUAUAUUCCUUCUGUAUUGUUCAGUAAAUUAGUUGUAAAUAUCUGAACUAUGUAUCUGUAAUGUUUAUUAUAAAAAAUAUUUUUGUGUGCACUGAUGUUUUUUAACAAUGCAUAGUAUCUUAUAAUUAAACAAGAUGAAUUAUGACAUUCCUCACUUCCAAGUAGGAUUAAUAUUUAUAUAGUUUUGAUUUUAUUUUGCUUUUACUAUUGGGAAGUGUAGACCACUAAAAAAUAAGUGUUACUGAUUUUAAUUGAUAGACUUUACCAAUAACUUUAAUUUUAAUUUUCUUGGUAUAUAUACUUCAUAGUCUGUGUAAAAAAGAAUUUUAUAUUUGAUACUAUAUAUGUGUGAUGUAUUCAUACUUAGAAAUGUGAACAUGUGCUUUUGAAAUAUUCAGUGGUUUUCCCACAGCUUGUAGAUUAGCAAAUGUUUUGUUUUUCAUAUGCAGUACAUAAUAUAAAGAAAGAUUUCUUUUCAUAAUGCUUAUUCCUAACACUUCAUAAUGAACAGUACAACAGGUUUAAAAAGACUUAGCCAGUAUUACAUCUGUCAAUAUUAUACUGCAUUGGAAGCAUAUUAAGGAAGAACUGUUAAAAUUUAACAAUUCUCAUUUCUGAAGCUGAUCAUAUUUGUAUUUAGAACCACUUUGUACUACCCAUUCUGCGUUCCUUGGCCUUCAUUAAGUAUCUCAGUAGGUCUUCGUUCUUUCCCUGGUGUGGUUACUUUCUGAAGGUUGUGAACCAUUUGAUGUUCUGCCUGGAUUGGAUUAUUACUAGUUCCUGUUGAUUUUAACAGUGGCAUGAUGAUACUAAAAGGCUCCCUAAAGGA